Molecule: messenger RNA, 3747 nt
Organism: Alternaria incomplexa
Lineage: Eukaryota; Fungi; Ascomycota; Dothideomycetes; Pleosporales; Pleosporaceae
Exons: 3
Coding region: 1-3747 (1248 amino acids)
Biological process (GO): mRNA splicing, via spliceosome
Cellular component (GO): nucleus; U2 snRNP
Molecular function (GO): protein binding; U2 snRNA binding
Source: RefSeq, a predicted model, not a curated record
AUGACGAGCUUCUCCUCCAUGUCCCUGUACGCCUUGACGGUGAAGCAGCCCACAGCCACACAGGACGCCAUCUCCGGCGACUUUCUCGGAAACGGAAAGCAGCAAAUUCUCACAGCGAGCGGCUCACGGCUAGCUAUCCUGGAGGUCUCGCGGCGGCAGAAGGGCUUUCAAGAGCUCUACUCGCAGGAUGUCUUUGGCAUCAUUCGCCGCAUCGCCAAGUUCAGGAUCGCGGGCGGAACCAAAGACCAUAUCGUCAUAACCACCGAUUCAGGACGGUUAGUCACGUAUGAGUACAUGCCAGACGAGCACACCUUCAAGACGGUCCACUUCGAGACGUUCGGCAAGUCUGGAAUACGACGCGUAGUGCCGGGCGAGUAUCUGGCAGCCGACCCGAAAGGGCGCGCUAUCAUGAUCGCCUCGACGGAGAAGAACAAGCUUGUCUACAUUCUCACCCGAAGUGGCCAGACGGACAUCGCCAUCUCCUCACCGCUAGAGGCACACAAGCCACAGACGCUAGUGUACUGCCUCAUCGGGCUUGAUGUCGGAUACGACAACCCCAUGUUCGCUACUCUCGAGGUGGACUACUCCAACUCCGAGACCGAUCCUACCGGCGAAGCGUACGACGAGAUCAAGAAGGAGCUGGUAUACUACGAGCUGGAUCUUGGUCUGAACCACAUCGUUCGGAAGUGGUCAGAGCCAGUUGAUCGGACUGCCAAUACCCUCUUCCGCGUACCGGGAGGUCCAAACGCUCCAAGCGGUGUCCUGUGCUGUGGAGAGGACAGCAUCACAUACCGCCGUAUCUUCAACAACAAAUCAAGCGUCCACCGAUUGGCCAUUCCGCGUCGGGAGGGAGCUACCGAAGACCCCAACCGUAAGCGCAUGAUCGUUGCUGGUACCCUGUACUCUCUGAAGGGCGGCGAUUUCUUCUACCUCCUACAAACAGAAGAUGGCGACGUCUUCAAGCUUACAGUGGAAGCAACCAAUGGCACAGUCGACAAGAUCAAGAUCAAGUACUUUGAUACUAUUCCUGUCGUCACUAGCAUCUGCAUUCUCAGGGCAGGUUUCGUGUAUGCUGCCUGCGAAUCUGGAGACCGCAUCCUGUACGAGCUCGAGUCGUUGGGAGACGAGACAGAGGACCCCGUGUUCGAGAGUGACCAGUUCCCUGUCGAUCCGGAGACUGCUUUCGCGCCUCCUUUCUUCAAGCCUCGAGCCCUAGUCAACCUCACCGCGGUAGAGUCGAUGGCCAGUUUGAACCCGAUCAUGGGUAUGGAGGUUGCUAACCCUGCUCUCGAAGACGCGCCACAGGUUUACACGAUCAAUGGUACAGGAGGCCGAAGUUCGUUCCGCACCACCAGGAAUGCGCUGGAGGUUUUGGACCUCAUCGAGUCGCCUUUGCCGCAAAACGCGUCAGAUGUUUGGACUACAAAGCUCACCAGCGAAGACGAGACUGACACCCUCAUCGUCAUGUGCCUUCACAGCAGAACAUUAGUUCUGAAAAUCGGCGAUGAUGUCGAGGAAGCAUCUAACACUGGCUUCCUCCCAGAUACAAACACGCUCGGUGUGCAACAAUUUGGUGAGGACUGUAUCAUCCAGAUUCAUCCCAAGGGUAUCCGCCACAUUCAGGGCAUCCAGUUUCCCAACGAAGAUGCGAGCGCGACACAUGCUAGUUUGACCGAUUGGCAACCUCCAGCCCAUCGUACCAUUGUAGCCUGCGCUACAAACAACCGACAGGUUGCCAUUGCGCUGAGUUCAGGCCAGAUCUUGUACUUUGAGUGCGACUCCGAUGGUUCACUUGCCAUGGCCGAGGAGGAGAUUGCCCUGGACAGCACCAUCAACUGCCUGGCGAUGCCCGAUGUCCCAGAGGGUAGCGUGCGAGCUUUCUUCUUGGCUGUUGGCUGUAGCGACCAGACCGUCCGGAUAUUCAAUCUGAGUCCUGACAUGGAGGGCAAUAUCCUACGAAGCAUCUCUGUCCAAGCUCUUACAUCACCGCCGAGCGACCUGACCAUCAACCUCAUGACAGACAAGUCGCCCCGUGGAUACAGCCAGUUCUUGCACAUUGGUCUGCGAAGCGGUGUAUACAUUCGAUCAGUACUGGAUGAGAUGACUGGAGACAUCGGUGACACCCGGAGGCGCUUCCUUGGCCCCGAGCCUAUCAAGUUUGCGAAGGUGACUGUUGCCGGCGAACCUGCUAUCCUCGCAAUGACCUCAAGGCCAUGGCUAGGCUACACCCAUCCCCGGACCGGCGUAUUGCAGCUGACACCCUUGAACUACAUCCCUUUCAAGUCCGCUUGGAACUUUGAUGGUUCUCAAUUCAAGGGAAUCAUCUGUGUCAGCGCUAAUGAGUUACGAAUCUUCACCUUCAACGACUUGACGGACAACACGACCUACGAGAACAUACCACUCAAGUACACCCCCAGGAAGAUGGUCGGAUGGCACGACCAGGGUGUCUUCUACGUGAUCGAGAGCGAUAACAACACUAUCAGCGCCGAUAGACGCCAACAUCUGAUAGCACAUGCUGGUGUAAAGAAGGAAGAGACCGACAGCACCAACGGCUCCAUGAAGACUGAGGAUGUCGAUGGUGAUACGGCAAACGGCACAACCGAUGGCGACGAACUCCCAGCGAUCGACUUUGGAUAUCCAAGGGCGCAAGGCAGCUGGGCCUCUUGCAUCCAAGUUGUCGACCCUGUGAGCGAGAAGACCGUCACCCACACAGUGGAGCUCAACGGCAACCAGUCACUUGUCAGUGCUGCUUUGGUCUUCUUUGAGAGCCGCGGUGACGAAGCAUUCCUAGCUGUCGGUACUGCUAAAGACUUGAGCUUCAACCCCUUCAAAUACACAUCUGCUUCUAUACAGGUGUACAAGAUUAACCCCACUGGCCGCGAGUUGGAGUUCUUCCACGAGACCGAGGUCAGCGAUCCACCUCUAGCGCUACUGGCUUUCAAAGGAAAGCUUAUCGCUGGUGUUGGUCGUCACCUGUGUCUUUACGACUGUGGCAUGAAGUCGGUCCUCCGUAAAGCUCAGGCCCCGAACUGCGUAGCCACACGUAUUACCGAUCUCAAGACCCAAGGCAGUCGACUUGUUGUUUCCGACCAGGCGCAAUCCGUCACCUACGUUGUACACAAGGACCAAGUCCACCCCAACCGUCUCAUUCCUUUUGUGGAUGACACCAUCGCCCGUCAUACCUCCGCAUCAGAAAUGCUGGACUACGAUACCACAGUCGGUGGUGACAAGUUCGGUAAUAUCUGGCUCGUGCGCUGCCCCCAGAAGGUUUCCGAGUCUUCAGACGAAUCGCCCGACGGCUCCGACCUACUAGUAGACAAGGGCUACCUGGGCGGUACACCGAACCGUCUUGACCUCAUCGCACACUACUUCACAAACGACAUUCCUGUCUCGAUACAAAAGACGGUUCUCCUGUCUGGUGGUGAGCGCAUCAUCUUCUGGGCCGGUCUCCAAGGCACUCUUGGUGCACUCAUCCCCUUCAACUCCCGCCGACAACACAAGAUGUUCCAGCAACUGGAGCUCCAACUUCGGUCGGACGAUAAGCCUUUGUCUGGCCGGGAUCAUCUCGCCUUCCGCAGCUACUUCGCGCCGGUCAAGAGCGUCAUUGAUGGCGAUCUGAUCGAGCGCUUCUUAGUACUGUCACGCGACAAGCGGGAGAGCAUCGCUGGGCAGAUGACGGGUGCGGAAUGGACCCCCAGCAUGAUUGAUGAAGCGAUCUGGAACAUGCGGGGUCUCUAUGCCUUCUAG